Molecule: messenger RNA, 5026 nt
Organism: Clarias gariepinus (North African catfish)
Lineage: Eukaryota; Metazoa; Chordata; Actinopteri; Siluriformes; Clariidae
Gene: mtmr14
Product: myotubularin related protein 14
Exons: 19
Coding region: 696-2582 (628 amino acids)
Biological process (GO): dephosphorylation
Molecular function (GO): phosphatidylinositol-3-phosphate phosphatase activity
Source: RefSeq, a predicted model, not a curated record
CCUGUUUACUACUCGCUGCCGUUCCAUGUCUGCGACUCGGAUUGCAACACUCAGAGCGACCUGAUUUGACUGUAGGACCCUCAGGUUAUUUUGUUGUUGUGUUUUCUUUGCACAAGUGACAACCGUGUCAUGGUAAACUCCCUUUAAUACAUUUGCAACAUUUGGAGUUUUUUUUAAUUGAAAAAUGAAGACGUGACGGUGAAGCGCGUGGCUAGGCCGGGAGUCCUCUGGGUUUCCUGAGCGAAGUGUCCGGUACUCGGUCGGGGUGAGAGGGGUGGAUCGCACACAGAGAAUAUGAAAGUGGUCAGUGGACGAGAACCGUCGUGCUCAAGCAGUGUCGUUGUUUUCUUUUGUGACCGGACGAAUUUGACAGUUUGUUAGCGGUACUUUUUGCGUGUUGCAGAGAAACGCUCCGUGUUGUCGCUGCUGGUCUCAGUCACGGAGAGAGAGAAAGAGAGAGAGAGGUUAACUAGCUCGCUCUGCUAGUUAACAGACCAGUAGCGUAGAGAAGGGUUCAGCUCGCCGGGACCCUGAACUCUCGACGCCUCCCCGACUCCGGCCCCCUGAAGCGGGCGGUGAGGAAGAAGCUGGCCGGGAAGGGAUGGCCUGGAGGCGGCUCCCGGUCUCACGGAGCGGCGCUGUUUGAAGGAGGCCGAGUUCGGAUCGAGCACGAGGCGGCGGGCCGCGGCGGAGUGAUGAUGGCCACAGGCAGCUUGACUGCGUCCGGGGCCACAGCGCGGAAGAGCGAGGACAUAGCCGAUCUGAUAGACCUGUUCUCCAAGACUCAGUACAGAGCGAAGGAGGUUACCCCACGGGUGGAGAGAAUAGAGAAGCGAUGCCUGGAGCUAUUCGGCCGUGACUACAAGUACUGUGUGAUCCAGAACAGCAAUGGCGAGGUGUGUGGCCACUACCCUCGCCAUAUUGUCUAUUUGGAGUAUGAAUGCACUGAGCCCAAUAAAGAAAGUUUUGAGAGUACGGUGCAGAUCAACAAGUUGCAGGAUCUUGUGAACCGCAGUAAGAUGGCCCGUUGUAGAGGAAGAUUCGUUUGUCCAGUCAUUCUCUACAAUGGCAAGCAUGUGUGCCGAUCAUCAACGCUGGCAGGCUGGGGGGAGUUAUAUGGACGCACUGGCUACAACUACAUCUUUUCAGGGGGCUCUGAUGACACAUGGGCAGAAUCAGAAGAUGUUCCAGAAGAUGAUUCUGCUGUCCGGAAUGGAGAUUCACAGCUGUUUGAUAAAGUGAGGGGUUCAGACAUUAAGCUGCUGAAGUAUCUGUCUGUACGCUACAUCUGUGACCUAAUGGUAGAGAAUAAGAAGGUCAAGUUUGGCCUCAAUGUCACAUCCUCUGAGAAGGUAGACAAGGCCCAGCGGUAUGCAGACUUCACCUUGCUCUCUGUGCCUUACCCAGGGUGUGAGUUCUUUAAGGACUACAAAGACAGAGACUACACGGCAGAGGGACUGGUCUUUAACUGGAAUCAGGACUUUGUGGAUGCUCCCCUGACAAUCCCUGCAUGCUUUACAAAGAACCUGAACAUUGACUGGAGUGAAUAUCAGUCAUGGGACCUGGUGCAACAGACACAGAAUUACCUGAAGCUGCUUCUGCACAUCAUCAAUAGCGAUGAUGAAAGUGGUUUGUUGGUGCACUGUAUAUCAGGGUGGGACAGAACUCCACUCUUUGUGUCACUCCUCAGACUCUCACUGUGGGCUGAUGGUGCUGUUCAUGCAAGCCUGGAGCCAGCUGAGAUACUGUAUCUGACUAUUGCUUAUGACUGGUUCCUCUUUGGUCACAUGCUGCCUGAUCGUCUCUCUAAAGGAGAGGAAAUUUUCUUUUUUUGCUUCAAUUUUUUGAAGCACAUUGUGUCUGAGUAUUUCUCAGUUGUUAGGAAGCCGAGAAGGAAAAAUUCUCAAUUCAAAGACACUGAUUUCACAGUGGAUGACUUUUGCCAGCUACAAUCCAGAGACAGGGGUAGUAUGACCAGUUUGAGUAGUGAUUUCUCUUUAAUCACAGAGGAUGCUGCUGCUCCUCCCAGUCUGUCUGCUGAGCCUUUGGAGCUGAUCACUAGCGGAACAAAAGCUAUGACCUCGUCUCCUCAGACCGUGGUUUGGAACCGUUCUGUUCCAUUUGAGGAGCGACUACCUCAUCCACUUACCGAGGGCAGGUCCUCAAGCUCCUCGUCCUCCAACCAAUCAGACCAGGGAUUUAUCCGAACAGGCAGCAGCCCGCUGGCUGUGCCGGGGAGAAGGUCCAUGGUGGAGUAUGCACGUUCGGGGUCUUCUAUUUCUACAGAGUAUGGUAGCUGGCAGAUUGUCUCAGGCUGUGGGAGCAUCCAUGAUGCAGCUCCUCUUCCUUUGGAGUCACCCCUUCCCUUCAGCUUCCAAGAUGAGGGGCCCAGCGGCCGCAUGUGUACAUUUGUAUCCGAGAGGCAGGCCCGUUUGGAGGCAGUGAGAGAGUUGUUCCUGGCAGCUUACAGCUCCACGGUGGGGCUGAAAUCCUCCUUUCCAAGUCCAUCGGGAGCCAUCUCUGGUCUGCUGGAGCAGUUUGCUCGUGGCGUUGGCCUGCGAGGCACCAACACGAUUGUCUAAACUUAAUGUCCCUUUCCUCCUGUCUCCUUUUUCCUCAUUUAUUUCCAAUUCUCCAUCUUGUCCUCGGUAGCAAAGACUCACAACGGGAAUGGUUCUUACUUUUGCUGGUCUCCUUAGUCUGACAAUUUAUAUCAUUUUCAUCUCUGAGCCCUCCAUUUAAUGUGAUUUAUCAUCCAGUGAGCCAGUGUCUUGAGUAGUCCAGAGUUAUAAUGAUUUCUCCUAAAUCAGUUCCAAAAAAGCCUGACACACCAACGUGCGUCCGUAAACUUCACUCCAUUAAACAACUGUUUUCAAAUAGAUCUGCAAAACUCAAUCCAUAUUGACAUUCUGUUCAUUUUUCAUUGCCCCGGUUUCCCUUCAUUAUGUGCACACCAUUCUACCAGGAUGUAAAAGUGCCAAACUUGAACCUUGGGACAACCUUUUAUUUCUUUAUUUUUAAUAGUUUUUACACACCAAAUCCGACUGUUUAGGAAACCUCAAGUAAAUUUUUUUUGUUUUGUUUUGUUUUAUUCUUUUUUUAUUUUAUUUUUUUAAAUGUCCCUUAUACUCUUUUAUGUAUUUAUAGUGAAUGGCAGAAUGAUAGAGCCUGAACACGACAAAGGAAAAAAAGUUUAAUUUCUUUUUUUGUUUUGUUUUUAAUAACUCUUCCUAGUGAUGUAGCUGCAUUGCUGCUCAAAAAUAUAUAGAGAAAUGAACAAAUUCUUAAAAUGUAAUUUUUAUGUGGACCUCAAAGGCUGUGCUUGUGUUGGGGCAUCAAACCUAUGAACAUAUUUUGUAAAUUGUCUUUUGUUUAUAAUGCCUCUUUUUGUCUUAAGGUUCACUUAAACACUUGAAUAUAUAAAGCAUUAUAAUAUGAAGUGUAAAUAACAAGUACAAAAACUGCUUUGUGUAGGAAUCUGGAGGGAGGGAGGGAGGACUGUUAUUUUUUUCUUCUGAACAGAAGAAGACAGGUUUUGUCAUUAAAAUAACAGUGGAGUUCCUCAUUAAGCUAUUGUAACAGCACAGUUUAAAUCAUUUGCUAAUGUAAAAUUAUGCUCUUGCUCCUGCCUCUGUAAUUUUCGUGUGUUUAGUUACAUUUCAGUAAGCUGCAGGCCGUUGUAUGGCCUCAUAAGAUUUGGUUCAUGGACAGAACCUUUCAGAGUACUUUAUAACAUAUUUUUUUGACAUUUAUGUAUUUGCCUUAUGCUCAUGGUUUGUGACUUCAGAACUACUACUGUUUAGAAUCUUCAUUAUCUCUUAUGUUUGGCCAUUAAAUCCACUGAAUCUCCAAAACCAUCUGCAGUAGAAUGAUUAUGCUGCAUGAAAGUAUUAACCAACGUUAGCUUUCAUGUAAUCUGUUAUACCUCUCAGCUACAUUGUGGCCGUAUUUAGCAGUGAAGUGAAACCACCUCAACUUACAUGCAACGUGAUUAGUUUGGGCUGCUCAUGUGGUUUUAAUUUUGGUUAGGGCAGGCGUUGCUGUGAUGCUUGAUGGUGAUUGUUACAUGUCGAAUACGAAAUUAAGGCAGCACUUGAAAAUUAGCAUUUAGCACUUGGGAUUUAUGUUCUUAAUGCCAAAUGGUUUUGAUGGCCUUUUUACCUCAGGACCUCCGCGUGUUGUGCCUUUCUUUCUGUUAAUAUUGGCCUACAUUAUAGAUUGUUUAUACCUGGGAACUAUUGGUGUAUAUGUUUUUCAUUUUAAACACAUUAUUUGUAUUACUUCAGAGUCUUCAGUCUAGCAUUGAAAUACAUUUUGAUUUUGGGAUGGGCAUGUUGCGAAUCUGGCCAUGUUUUUUUUUUUUUUUCCUUUUUUAUUAUUAUUAUUAUUAUUAUUUUUUUUUUUACUUCAGUUAACAUUUGACUUCAGUAACUAAAUGACAGAUCAGUGUAUCCUUAUAACCUUAUAAAUGUAAGAAAUUUAGAGUGUCAAGAGUCACUCUGUUCAUUAAGGAUUUUUUUUUUGCCCACAAAGUCUGCCAAGAUUAUAGGGAAACGUUUUCAUAGUCCACAAACAGUUGUCAGACUCACAAAUAGAACUCCAUCAUUGAAACUAGUAUAGCAAAUGAUUAUAGCAAUAGCAAACAAGCACCUUGCAUGGCCUUGCAUGUUUUUUUGUUUUUAAUUUUCUUUCAUAUAUUCCAAAAUUCAUGUUUCACAUAAUUGUCCAGUGUCUUUUUUUUUUUUUUUCUUUUCCUUCCUUCCAGGAAACAUUUGGACUUUUAUUUUCAUUUUAAUGGUAAUCUUUACUUUAACCAUGUUUUAAUGUUUUUUUUUUUGUUUUUUUUUUAAUAAUUUGCACACAUUGUGUUCUGUUCAUGGUGAGUGGUGCGCUCUGUCUUUGUACAGGUUUUGUUUUUUUGGUUUGUUUGUUUUAUUUUAUUGAUUUCUCAAUCUCUCAAUAUGAAGGAGUGGCUGAGGAGAUAUGGGACAGAAGCUCUUCCAGUGAAAAUAAAAGAAGACAUUAA